AUGCGUACCAUCAACGACUUCAUAUGGUCUACCCUCUUUCAACAAAACACUCCUGCUGAUCGGAAACCUUUGGACUGUGUAAACGUUUACAUUGUAGAAUUCGAUGGAGCCGAAGGAGUCCAAUGGGGUAGUUACAAUAUUAAUGUUAGUUCCAUAUUUUUAAAUGGAUACGAAGGGGACCUAAAAUGGAAAUUUACCUCCCUAUUUUACCAUGAAAUGACACACUGUUUUCAAUGGGAUGGUGAGGGUCGUGCACCACUAAACUUGGUCGAAGGGGUCGCAGAUUAUGCAAAAUUAAAAGCGGGUUACGCACAACAAGGGUAUGCAGCGCGAGGACAAGGGGAUCGGUGGGAUCAAGGGUAUGAUUUCACCGCACGUUUUCUUGAAUAUUGUGAUGGGAUCGUCCCUGGGUUUGUUGCAAAGCUUAACAAGAAAAUGAGGCAUAACUUUGAUGUCAUCUAUUUUAAAGAGUUAACUGGGAAGAAUGUGGAUCGACUUUGGAAGGAGUACAAGGCUAAAUAUGGAAAAUGA
This is a messenger RNA of Helianthus annuus (common sunflower), 531 nucleotides long. RefSeq lists its product as uncharacterized. The record is from RefSeq and is a predicted model, not a curated record. The transcript has a single exon. NCBI's taxonomy places the organism in Eukaryota, Viridiplantae, Streptophyta, Magnoliopsida, Asterales, Asteraceae. Bases 1 to 531 code for a protein of 176 amino acids.